CCGCAGGAGUGCCCGGUUUGUCUGUCCACGGAGUUGGCUGCUACAGCGACGGGCUCCAGUCCUCGGUGGGCACGAUGCAACUCCUGGUGAGGGUGCCUUCUCUUCCGGAGAGGGGCGAGCUGGACUGCAACAUCUGCUACCGAUCCUUCAACCUCGGGGAUCGCGCGCCCCGCCGCCUGCCCGGCACGGCGCGCGCCCGCUGCGGCCACACACUGUGUACCGCCUGCCUCAGCGAGCUGGCAGCGCGCGGAGAGGGCAGUGGGGCGGCCGCGCGCGUGGUGCGCCUGCGCCGCGUCGUUACGUGCCCCUUCUGCCGUGCGCCCACCCCUCUGCCUCGCGGUGGCGUCGCAGAGGUCGCUCUUGAUUCAGAGCUGUGGUCACGAUUGGAAGAAAAAGCCCGCGCUGACCGCGAACUAGAAGCAGGGACCCGGGACAAGGAAAGCGGCGAUGCGGACGAAAAGGCAGAUAGAGAACUUGAGUGCGAGAAAGAGACGGGGCCCAGGAGCGCGGGCUGGCGCUUGCUCCGCCGGCUCUGGGACCGGGUCCUGCUGCCUGCGCGCCGCUGGCGGCGUCCGCUGCCUAGCAACGUGCUGUACUGCCCAGAGAUCAAGGACUUUGCCCACAUGACCCGGUGCACGCUGUAACUAAGGAAGACGAAAGCUAUAGCAGAAAGGUGGGAGCUGCAGCUUGUGGUACGUUUUAGUAGAGCGUGCCACCUCUGAUGUCGGGACUACACCCACCCCCAUUUUGGGAUUGGAGUAUGAUGAGGAAGUUGAGCCGAAGGCUGGAAGGAACGCCCUGGGAGGUGUUGAAGCUAAGCUGGGGAGGGCCCUAGACAAACUCGCCCCCGUGUACCGAUGGUGCCAGCAUUGCAUUCUCAAGAUGUAGUUCAGAAAUGAUGUAAACAAAGCCUACGUUACAGUGGGAAGAAAACAGGCUGUUUGGUUUGGCUCUUGACCAGGCUGGCUGUGGAAUGUGGGAGCAAUAGAUCUUAUUUUAGCAGUUGUCAAUGGCUUUAAAUUUUUAAAAAGAUGCAAGUUGUGUUAAUACCAUUUCUCUUAGCAUGUAAAGACACUGGUAUGUCUGCUGCCUUCCCACUCUCAGUUGUGUUCCAGAAAUUAUUGAGAUGACUAUAAUGAUCAGGGGCUUUGCUUCAUUUCUCAGUCUCCCUUCAGCCUGCUAGAGCAGCUAUCAGAAGGUCGAAUGGAUAUUUAUGGGACGCACCUAAUUAAGGCUUGUCAAGAAUGGAAGAACUAUUUGGUGAGGGCCUCACCAUUUAAACUUUUUAUGUUAUCUUCACAAGGACACUGGCACUACUAGACGAAUAUGCUUAUAUAAUUUAACACUUGUGUUCUGUAGUGGGAUGCUGUUAUAUGCCAUGAAUUGCUCAGAGUCAUAGUCAGGAGCCAGCACUGGUCACUGGGAACUUGUUGGAAGUGUAGAAUUUCAGGAUCCUAUUCCAUACUUUGUGAGACUGCAUUUUUAACAAUCCCAGUGCUUCAUGUGCAUAUAAGUUUAAGAAACACCAGUCUGGAUCCUAGAUACUCUGAAAUCACUAUCUGUAGGUAUAGUAUUUACAACAUGUUAUACUAUCUUACUGAAAGUUUGAGUCACGUUCUAUUAAAGAAAACAUUUUUCUGAGUUAAAAAUGUGAAUUUAAGUAUAGACCUCAAUUUGUUAGGGGUCUCCAAGGUUUAUUUUUGAAUGAUAGAUCAUAAAUGUAUCCAUUUUAGGGUAUAAACAUCUAUUUGAGAAUAUUUUGCUAUUUUCCUUAAGUCUCAAUUUAUGUUCUCAUUUGAGAGCCCCUUUCCCUAUCCCGUGUAAUACAUAAUGCCUUUAUUUUUACUGCUUUUACUUCCUGAUAUUUCAUGUUUCGUGAUUGUCCUCUAUUCUAUGAGAGCAAUGAAUGACUUGUAAAUUUUAUCUCCAGGCCCAACAGCAAUUGUG
Octodon degus (degu) is the source of this 1947-nucleotide messenger RNA. RefSeq lists its product as uncharacterized. The transcript has 2 exons. The record is from RefSeq and is a predicted model, not a curated record. Gene Ontology annotation, biological process: protein ubiquitination. Gene Ontology annotation, molecular function: ubiquitin protein ligase activity. The coding region runs from base 75 to 644 and encodes 189 amino acids. Lineage: Eukaryota; Metazoa; Chordata; Mammalia; Rodentia; Octodontidae.